Anopheles marshallii is the source of this 2055-nucleotide messenger RNA. RefSeq names its product fasciclin-1 (gene Fas1). Gene Ontology annotation, cellular component: extracellular matrix. The transcript has 13 exons. The record is from RefSeq and is a predicted model, not a curated record. Gene Ontology annotation, biological process: extracellular matrix organization; cell adhesion. Lineage: Eukaryota; Metazoa; Arthropoda; Insecta; Diptera; Culicidae. Gene Ontology annotation, molecular function: cell adhesion molecule binding. Bases 1 to 2055 code for a protein of 684 amino acids.
AUGGCGAUGGCAUCGACGACUAGCCUCCGGGGUGGCCAGUAUGUCCGGUACUUGGUCUUCCUCAGCGCGUGCCUUCAACUUUUGCCAGCGGUGUGGACCGUGUCACGCUCCUCGUCCGUUACGCUCGAAUCGCGCAUGAGAGAUGAUCCAGAUUUGUCAGAGUUCUACUCACUGAUUGAGCGAGAUGAAAUAGCCAUGUCGAAGCUGGUCCACCAUUCGCUGACAAUAUUUGCCCCGACGAAUCAAGCCUUCCAGCGUUACCUCAACAACAAGACGCACCUGAACUAUCACAUGUCGUCCACGCCGCUACGGUUAUCGCAGCUCGCCGAUACGGUGCGUUCGUUGAAUGACGACGGUACGCCGCUGUACAUCACCCGAACGCGCCCGCUGAGCGGCAUGCAGGAGGAUCUGUACGUGAACAGUGCGAAGAUUAUACGGGAGCGCUCCAACAUGGAGUUUACCAACACCCGCGGCUACAAACAGAUACUCCACAUUAUAGACGACGUCCUGACGCCUAUAACGACGGUUUUCAACAAAACGUUGGAUACACCCAACCCGGAUGCCUGGGGAUUCCUGCAGAGCGUGGAGGCGAUCAACAUUGAGCCACACCGGGUAAGAUCGUUCCGGAAGAAGAUACUCAACCUCAAACGGGACCAAGCGUUCAAGAAACCGGGCAUCUCUACCUUCUUCAUACCGGUGGAGACUGGCUUCAAGGUACCUCCGCACCCAACCUUGAGCAUGGUGGAUAAGCGCGUGAUUGAUGGGCAUAUUAUACCGAACAAAGCCAUUUUCACCACCCCCGCACCGUACGGUCAAGCGUUGGAGACACUCCAGUUUGAGGAUGAUCUGCGGGUGACGAUUACCUUCUUCCGGCACGACACCGGAAAGAAUGCGCGAGUGUUUGUGGUAUCCAACACGAUGUACUCCAACUCUCGGCUCACACCCGGUGCGGUAAUAGCGGAAAUCGUUAAAGCAAACAUCCCGGUUGCGAAUGGUGUAGUGCAUCUGAUACACCGACCACUGGUCAUUGUCGACAUGCACGGUGUGCAGAUGCUUACGCAGGAUAACAGCCACACACUAUGGUCCAAAUUUCGAGACCUCAUUGAGGACUUUGCGCCAGAUUUCCUGAACAUCUUGCGGGGUAUGAACCAGAUGACGAUCUUCGUACCGCAGGAUGACGCUGUCUCUCAGAUGAUGCAAACAAACUUCAUGAGUAACCGCAAGAAGCUGCUUGAGGUGCUAAUGAUGCACGUUGUGCCGGAUGCCAUUACGAUCGAUAAAAUCAAGCGUAACAACCAGAAUCAUAUUUACCAAAUUCCAACAAUGACAAGUCGGCGCUUUAUAUACUUUAAUCUGAACGAAAACCGCACCACACAUGCCAAAAGCGUCACCGUCGAAGGUGGAGGUGUGAAUGCGUCCCUGGUGCUGGGCGACAUUGCCACGAAGGAUGGCUACAUCCACAUCAUCGACCGGAUGCUCGGCGUCUCGUACAUGACCGUGCAGGAAAAGCUUGAAACGGAUCCAAUGCUGAACCUUACGUAUCACUUUGGAAAGUUGAACCACUUUAACGACCAGCUAAACAUGACCAACAAGCGAUUUACUUACUUCGUACCGAGGGACAAGGCCUGGAUCCAGUGGUUUAUUGAACAUCCGGCUGCAAAUCUCGACGACUUUGUGCGGAACCGUGAUCAGUCACGUUUGGUGUUGGAGCAUCACCUUAUCGUUGCCGAUCGAGUGUUCAGUAUGGGUGAGCUGAGAAAUAUGUCUCAUGACUCACUCAUUCUACCGACGGUCGGCCCGGAAAGUUUGCAAAUACGCGUCAAAGAGGAAGACAACCGGUUCUUCAUACAGUGGAAGGAAACGGGCCGUUGGACCACUGUGUUUCGUGCCGAUGUGGAGUGUACUAACGGGCUGAUCCACGUCAUCGAUGCGCCGUUCGUGCACGAGUACGACAUGAUCACUAGCGGCGGCAGCCCGGUUCUGCUUUGCAGCACAGCACUAACGUUGGUGGUGACAGUAUUAGCGAUGCUAGUAGCAACGGUUGGAACGUUCUGA